Fusarium fujikuroi IMI 58289 is the source of this 912-nucleotide messenger RNA. RefSeq lists its product as uncharacterized. The coding region runs from base 1 to 912 and encodes 303 amino acids. NCBI's taxonomy places the organism in Eukaryota, Fungi, Ascomycota, Sordariomycetes, Hypocreales, Nectriaceae. The transcript is spliced from 2 exons. The record is from RefSeq and is a predicted model, not a curated record.
AUGGACUCGAGUUCAGCGGUCAAGCGCCAAGAUAUGUUUGCAGGGCUUGAUCGUUUCAAGCCUCUUCCCGACCUCCGCACCCACGCAGACGACUGGACUGGUGUGACUUCGAGGCACGAGAGAAAGCGGAGACAGAAUAGGCUCAAUCAAAGAGCAUGGCGUCGGAGAAAGGCUACUCAGGAUAUAUCGGAUGGACAGACUGCUACAGCAGCAUCUACUCGCACUUCUCAUGAUGAUUCGGUGGUGUUGAGAGACACUUGCUCUUCAAUGCUUUCUGGAGCACUGGCAAUUGGCGACGGUAUCUUACUCAUACCCGAUACAUGUGAGGCGGAGAGACUUCGAAACUUGAUACAGCAGUCUCUCGAGGACUAUUCACUACAAACCCUGCGCCCAUCCAACUUACACAUAAUCAUCCGCCUAAAUGUUCUGAACGCCAUAGCCGAUAACGCCACUGCAAUCGGGUUUCCGAAAGAAAGUCUAUGCCGCGACGAGUUCAUAUCACCCUUCUGCCAGAUCGGCCCAAUCCAAAUACCCUCCCUUAGCUGUCCCACGAGCCUUCAACCCACGUCGCUGCAGCGGUCGACGGCGCAUCAUCCCUGGAUAGACCUGUUCCCUUUCCCAAAGUUCCGCGACAAUGUUCUUUGUGGUAUGCAAAAAGGACUGUUUGAUGAUGAUGAGCUGUGCGGUGAUCUGUUGGGCGUUGAAGGCGCGGGAGUGGGAGAGCAGCCGUCGCUUUUGGUAUGGACUGUCGCCUGGGACGCAAAAGGCUGGGAAGUCAAUGCGGCGUUUGUGAGGAAAUGGGGGAGCUUGAUUGAAGAUUGUCCUGAGAUCAUGGAAUCGACGAAUUAUUGGCGGAGAAAGAGGGGACAACCUGCGCUGACAUUUGAUGUUGAUCCUGGGACGGGUCCGUGA